AUGUGUUCCGUAGACCUCGCUAGCCGCUUGCGCCUUGCGCCACAUGCGAAUGUGACGAGUGAGGCAGCGCGCAUCUCGAUUCGGCAGGAGCGCUACUACGCGUCGCUGGCCUCCGAGGCGAACACCAAGAGCCUGCCCCCGGUGCUCACCAAGAUCCGCGAGGAGAGCUCCGUGCGCUUCCUGCACAAUUUGCAGCACUACCGCCAGGACGUGUACAAGAUCAUCGACGACGACACCUACGAGGUCAUCAGCGACGGCAGGAGGCAGCUGCUCUGC
This is a messenger RNA of Iphiclides podalirius (scarce swallowtail), 276 nucleotides long. The record is from the annotation of a GenBank genome assembly. NCBI's taxonomy places the organism in Eukaryota, Metazoa, Arthropoda, Insecta, Lepidoptera, Papilionidae.